AUGUUGGUUGUUGUACUUAACCGCGCUAUAACGAAAAGAUCGGCUCUCAAGGUUAAACUGUGCUCAGAAUUUUCUCACAUGAUUGAAAAGUCUGACUCAGAUAUGUGGACUCUGGAGUCAGAAAUUCAACUUUUUCAUGCAAUACUCAAUCAUAAACCUGUUGGAGCAGACCGUCAUUUCCAAAUGAUAUAUGUGUGUAAUCUCAUAAACUCUUUUCUCAAUGAACCAGUUAGUGCAGAUGCUGUUUGGAAAAAGCUAAGUUCACUGUAUAAUAUGGAUGAAUUGCACGACUCCGAAGUUAAUCCCUUCCAAGCAAAAAUGAAGGAAUUUAGCCUCCCAGAGGAAUACGACUCCUUGAAAUCUCUCAAGUAUCCUCGUGUUGCGUCACUGAGUAGGAUAUCUUCCACUCGAUCUCCUCGUACAGAUGCCUCCAUUCAGAAACGAACAAGAAAGUCUUUGCGUUCCAUUGACUCGAGUGUAACUUCAAAUAACAGCGUGGUCUCAUGUUCAUCCAACUCACCAGUUAGUACAACUGUUGGUCCUACCACUUCGCGGGAAAAGAGACGUUAA
Molecule: messenger RNA, 570 nt
Organism: Heterobilharzia americana
Lineage: Eukaryota; Metazoa; Platyhelminthes; Trematoda; Strigeidida; Schistosomatidae
Source: the annotation of a GenBank genome assembly